AUGGAGCCUGUGGGCGCCUGGGGCCCUGCGCAGGUGGCAGCCUGGCUGCGAGGGCUGGACGUGGCGGUGCAGGGGUACCCCUUUGAGGCGUGGGGGCUGGCGGGUGCCGAGCUGCUGGGGCUGUCGGCGGGGGCCCUGGAGGCGCUGGGCGUGCGGCGCGUGGGGCACCAGGAGCUGCUGCUGGACGCCGUGGAGCAGCUUCGAGUCCUGGACACGGAGCUGGCGAGCACCAGCCUGCGGACGCUGACGGAGGGGCUGCGGGAGCUGGCGCAGCGCACCCAGACCCUGGUGCUGGAGGGGCCGCCCGGGGCUGCCACCCCCCAGCCGCCCCCCUUCGCCCUGCUGGCCUGCGUGGUGGAUCUGAUCGGGGCCGCCAAGGGGCUCUUCUCCUGGCUCAACAGGUACCUCUUCUCCACCCUGAACGACUUUUCGGCCAGCAGGGACAUCGUCCUGCUCUGCGCCCGGCUGGCGGAGGUGCUGCAGGCGGACUGCUCGGCAGUGGAGAGGAACGGCCAGAUCCUGCUGAUCUGCCAGCACAUCGUGGGCAUCUGCGAGAGCAUCGUGGGCUGCAGCCCCCCGGCUCUGCUGGACCGCAGAGCUGUGCUGGAGCGUGUGGGGCUGGUGCCGCCCCCCGAGCCGUGGGGCAGCCCCCCGGCAUCUCCAAGCACCCCCACACUGCCCCCCAAGCUGUGGAGCAGCCCCCCAGCCUCCCCCAGCACCCCGACGCUGCCCUGCAACCCGCUGGUGAGUCCCCCGGUGCCCCCCACCUUCCCUUUCUUGCCCCCCCCCCUCACACGGCCCCCCUUUUAGGGCCUGGACAUCACCUCCACCAGCUCCUGCCUGCACUUCGUGUCCGCGACCAACUUGGAGGCCCUGGCUGCGCAGGGGGGCCGCGUCCUGCCCGGAGAUGAGAUCGUGCAGGUCAACGAGCAGGUGGUGGUGGGCUGGACACGCACCAACCUGGCGAAGAAGCUGCUGGAGAAGGCGAGUGGGGUGACGCUGGUGCUGAAGAAGGUCCCCCUCAGCCCGCCUGGCUCCCCUUUACCUCCCCGGCAGCAGGUGCCAGGAGCCUUUUCGGAUGCUGCGGAUCCUCCCGGUGCCAAAAGCAGCGAGUGCCCCGGCAGCCCCGUGUCCCUGACGUCCAGCGCGGCCGCCGACGUGGAUUCGGGGCCGGACUCUGCACCGGACCCCGGCACCGACGACGAGGACGAGCGUGACACGAGCCUGCCCGGGGAGGACGUGGGCGAGCUCCCCCCGGCACCGCUCGGCCGCGGUGCCGUGGAGGACGCGGCGUGGGAGGCCAGCACCCCGCCGGGCACCCCGUGCUCGCCACGCGCCCCCGCCGGACCCCGCACCGCGGAGCUCAGCCCCUUGGCAGCCCCCGGGGCUGGGGCUCAGGGCGCAGAGCCCGACCGGAUCCCUGGGGAGGGCAGCCCCGAGACUGGACGCAGACCCAAAGGAGUGGCGACCAGGCUGAGCCGCCGGCGGGUCUCGUGCCGGGACCUGGGCCGGGUGGACUGCGAUGGCUGGCUCCUGAAGAAGAAGGACCACGUGGGCUUCAUGGCCCAGAAGUGGAAGCGGUGCUGGUUGGUGCUGAAGGGCCACACGCUCUACUGGUACCACCACCCCAACGAUGAGAAGGCUGCGGGUCUCAUCAACCUGGCCACCUACAACCUGGAGAGCACGAGGGAGCAGAAGAAGAAAUACGUCUUCCAGCUCUCCCACGAGAGGUACAAGCCCUUCAUCUUCGCCGCAGAAACGCUGGCGGAUUUAAGCAUGUGGGUCAGUCACCUGGUAACGGCCAAGACGAAGCAUGCGCUGGCCCACCAGCCGGUGCCACACAGGGAGGAAGACUGCUACAGCGAGACAGAAGCCGAGGACCCUGAUGAUGAAUCUCCCCGGCAGGGCUGUGACUCGCCAAAGAAAAGGCUGCAAAACACCCCAGAAAAAGGCCAGCUCUUCCUGACCAGCGGCGAACCUAGCAGCGCAGCCAGCAGCCCCCAGGGCAGCCCCCGGCCCCGGUCACCCGAGGAGCCCGGCGAGGAGGACCUCGAGAGCCUGAUGCAGUGCCUGAAGCAGGGGGGGGUGUCCCUCAUCGGGCGGCAGCGGUUCCUGACGCAGGAGCAGUGCCGCAAGUCCUUCAUCCGGCGCAACAAGAACCCCCACGUCAACGAGAAAGUGCACGCGGUGCGGGCCCUGCAGAGCACGCUCAAGGCGAAGCUGGCGGAGCUGCAGGCCCUCGAGCAGCUGCUGGACGACGACACGCUCACCUCAGAGAAGUUCAUGCGCUGGAAGGAAGAGCACCAGGACCUGUACCAGGAGCUGCAGGAGUGCUGGGCACAGCGGCAGGGUCAGGGCGGCGGCGGUGGAGACCCCAAGGCCGAGCAGAGCUCCCCAGGAGAGGCAGCCAAACCCUGACACCCCCAGGACCUCUCUGGCAUCAAUCAUUCUCCAUAAAACUCAUGGUGCUGCCGGUGCUCUGCCCGCCCUGGGGUGGGGGCAUGGCAGGAUUUGUGGCAGGUCUGAAGGCUCUGACCCCUUCUGCUACAUCGCCCACGGGAGCGGGACGUUGCAGGGAUGGUCUUGCUUUUUCCAAGGACGUUUUGCCUCGGCCACAUGUUCACAACUGGGGCCUUUUCCUGGAGGAACACGCUCCCACCGUGUGCCAGCAUGGUGCCUCUAGCUGGGCUCUCUUCUGUAAAUAAAAACCGUGUCGGUGA
Molecule: messenger RNA, 2720 nt
Organism: Cygnus atratus (black swan)
Lineage: Eukaryota; Metazoa; Chordata; Aves; Anseriformes; Anatidae
Gene: CNKSR1
Product: connector enhancer of kinase suppressor of Ras 1
Molecular function (GO): protein binding
Source: RefSeq, a predicted model, not a curated record